AUGAAGGAAGACCUGAGCAGCGUCCGCCACGAAGGCUCCAUGCGCUCGGUGUCGGGCGACGCCCGCGGCGAGGGCGGCGAGUCUCGCGGCGGGCGCCUGUCGGGCUCUGCGGGCGGCGCAGGCGGCGGGUGCCACAUGUCCACCGGGGGGCAGGGGGGUCGGGGCCAGGGGGCUGGCGGCGGCGGGGAGGCGACGAUCAGCGGUCACGGCAGCGAGCGCGACCGAGGCCGCGAGGCGAGCGGCGCGUCGCCGCACACCAACUUGAGUCGCUCGGGCUCGACAGACGUAAUUCUGCGGCGGUUUCCUCUCAAGUUCGUCGACAAAGAACUCGAGGACUUGUUCGCGGCCAACAUCAACCGCUGGAUGACCACGCGGCUCAUUCUCAUGGGAAUCCUCACCCUCGUAGUCACCAGCAUGAUGUGGCCGCUGAUGGCUUGGUCCUUCAACCUCCAAGACGCGUUCAACCACCACGAACCGCUCGGCAUCCUCUUCCACAUUGACAUGAGUGUCACAGUCAUCGUCUCAGUGAUCUUCGUCACGACGAAAAACUUCAGGCGCCUCGCUCGACACGCCGAGCUCAUUGCCGAUGCCGGAACCUUCCUAGUGGUGACCAUGUGGGGGAUUUGGAACACGAUUGCGUCGUACAUCUUGGAGCACAGCUAUGUCCAGGAUGUGAUUUCGUCGAGCACUACCGCCACGCAUGCGGGCUACGUGAGCCUCGAAAAAACAUCGGCCUGGUCUACUUCCCUGGAGGCUUCCAGCGCCGUCGCGUACCUCUACGGGCUGCUGCUCAUCGUGCAGCUUGACGUCGUCUACCCGUCACGGAGUAGACGCACGUGGCAGGUGCACGUGAUGUUCUUCGGCUUCAGUGCGGCGUCGAUUAUCAUCCGCGGAGCUCUCAACCCGGACUUCGUCCCCGUCCCGUUUGUAAUCCUUCGAGUGGCGACGUAUCUGAUGCUGACAGUGUUUCUCUUCAUCGGUCGACACGCAACGGAGCUUCAGCAAAGGCAGACGUUCUACAACUGGCUGGCGACGCGGAAGCGCGUGGACCGGCUGGAGUCGGAUCUGAAGCGGCAGAAGGAGAACAUGAAGGUCUCGACGGCGGUUGAGCAGCUUGUGCACAUGGUGAAGCAGUGCAUGGACAGCUGUCACACAGUGGAGAGCGAAGUGGGUUCUGAGCACCGGAGUUUGUUGGCGGAGUGCAAUCAGACGCUGAGCAAAUGUCUGUCGAUUCUCACCAACACGUCGAAUCUGUACACCGUGCAGUUUGGCGACCUUGACUCGGACGCGCACCGCGACAUCAUCCAGGCGUUUCUGAACAACCACAACACGUCGCCUGCAGACUGGACGCGGGUCACCACGGCGGCCUACACGCGCGGCGUGGAUGACCUCUGCUGGACUGCGCCGGGGGUCGUCAGCGGCGAGCGCCACAGCGGCGGUGGCGGCAACGGCAACUCCGCCUUGCUUGACUUCGACGACGCGCACUCAGACAGCCACCCCGUCGGCUCGGCGACGCGCUCCCUCACGGGCUGGGCGGGCAGCAGCUACUCGCCCUCCGCGAGCUGGAACUGCUACAACGCCUCCUGGUCGGGCGGCAUCGUCGAAGGGGUCUUCGUGCACCCGCAGGCCCCGGGCGCACACAGUCCCGGCGGCGCGUCUGACGGCGGCAAGGGCCCCGUCCUCGUGCCUCUCGGCGGCGCCGUGGGCGGAGGCGCCGGAGGACUUCCCCCGCGGCGCAGCAGCGACCUGCUCUCGCCCAGCUCCGGCUCAGACCGCUCGCCGGUGCUCGGGGCGCAUGCAGCUUCCCCGCCGCUGCCCGGCUCCGCCGCCGACACCGCACUCGCGCGCCUCGAGGAGGGGCGCUCCAGGGGCGGGGGCCGCGAAGAGGGACACCUCGACCGCGACGGCAGAGAGACGAGCCCACAUGUGGGGUCCGCGGGCCUCUCGCGCCCGCACGCGCGAGCCUGGGAGACGCGAGGCGACGGACGAACGGGGGACAGAGGAGACGCCGACGUCGUCCGCGGCGCGCGUAAAAGGCAGACCGGGGGGACGGCGGCGGGCGCGGAUUCGACACAUGCCCUCGAAGAAAACGGCCUGAAGGCCAGCGCCGCCGCGACGGCUGGUCGGGGCCGUGGCGGCUCCACAGGCUUCGUGCACCACAGCAAACGUCCUGCGUCGUGGAACGAGGAGGGCGAGACGACCGACCGGUGCCCCCGGCAAGAAGGCAAACGCGACCGGAAGGUGGACUCGGGCCUCACCAAUCAGCCGCUCACGCCACAGUCCCUCGCGGAUCUCCAGGCGCGCAUUCGCUACGAGGCCAUCGUCAAAAUCCUCAACGCCUCGCCGCGCUCCACACAGCUUUCAGUGAGCGGCUUUGCUGUCAACGAAGCAGCUGUUCGCCAGUGGAGCUUCGAUUGCCUCCGCCACGCGCAGACGUCUCCCUCUCCGCUUGUCGACGUCGGCUACGCGCUGCUGCACCGCGCAUGCGACGAUCUGCGCCUUCCGGGCGGGGACGUGCUGCUGAGAUUCCUGACGGCUGUGGAGAUCCAAUACAACCCCGUGCCAUACCACAACUGCGUCCACGGCCUGAUGGUGGCGCAGAAGAUGGUGGCGUUGCUGGAGUUGCUCGACUUGACCGAGUCGAUGGACUGCCGCGAUCUCGCGCUAGUCGUCGUCGCUGGCCUCUGUCACGACAUCGGUCACCCCGGAAGGAACAACGCGCUCUUCAUCAACGCCUUAGAUCCCGUGGCGAUUCUCUACAACGACAAGAGCGUGCUGGAAAACUAUCACUCCUGCCUCACCUUCAAGACGCUCGAACUCCCCGACUGCGACAUCUUCCUCUCUCUCAGAACCAAGGAAUACCACGUGGUGCGCUCGUUGAUCAUCGACUUGAUUCUCGCGACGGAUAUGAAGAAUCACUUCGAGACUGUCUCGCGCUUCCGCGUGCGUCGGAACGCGUUGGAUUUCGACAUGAGCGCAGACGAGGACUUUUGGUUCGUGGUGAAGAUGAUUAUGAAAUGCGCCGACCUCGCGCACUGCGGAGUGGCCUGGGCGCAGCACUUCCAGUGGUGCCAGCGCCUCUCGGUGGAGUUCUACGACCAGGGAGAAGAGGAAGUGGUGCGGCACCUGCCCAUGUCGCCUCUGUGCGACCGUGAGAAACACGCGGAGAUUGCGAAAUCGCAACUCGGGUUCAUGAACUUCGUCGCCGUGCCUCUCUUUGAGGAAAUUUCCGCCGUCGAUUCCAGUGGAAAUAUCGAGCGGGAGUGCAUCGCGGUGAUGAAGACGAACACGUCGCACUGGGAGUCGCUGUCGGUGGCAGGGACUCCGGUUCCCCUGUGGGGGCAGGCGGUAGCGGCGGACGUGAAGCCUCCACUUCUGCAUCUGAUUGACGGCUCGGGCGCGGGCAGUGUGCGACCGGGGAGCAAGGCGGCGGAGAUCGCAGCCCGCUACUCCGCAGUGACCUACACGUCACUGGAUCUCACCUCGCUCGUCUGCCGCACGCAGCUGAGCCGCACGCGCCGGGGCAGCCAGCAGAGCGGGCACCGCAUGUCGGACGGAACGUCGACCUGA
Molecule: messenger RNA, 3570 nt
Organism: Besnoitia besnoiti
Lineage: Eukaryota; Apicomplexa; Conoidasida; Eucoccidiorida; Sarcocystidae
Product: 3'5'-cyclic nucleotide phosphodiesterase domain-containing protein
Exons: 11
Coding region: 1-3570 (1189 amino acids)
Biological process (GO): signal transduction
Molecular function (GO): 3',5'-cyclic-nucleotide phosphodiesterase activity
Source: RefSeq, a predicted model, not a curated record